UGCGCGGAUUGGGGACUCCGUUACUGUAGGUCCUUGUGUUGAGUGGGCUGGGCUGGGAGUAGGAUGAGCAAGCGAGUAAGUGAGUAGCUGCCCGGGUUGCUUACCUGCCUAUCUCCCUAGGUACCUACCUAGUCCCUACCUACCUACCUACCGCGCCUGCGAUCACGCGUUCCUGAUAUCUUCACUCUAGGUAAGGCACCCAUGUGCGUACAUACAUACAUACAUACAUACACACCCCCACCCAUCCAUCCAUACGUCCAUAUGUACAGCCAUGACGCCCACGCACGUGCUCCCCACCCCCAACCCCACACACACCUCCCUAGGUCCUACCUACCUCCGCAGUCCCAGAGCCAAACCAAACCCACGCAAAGGUGACGUCCUCGAUCCGGAGCGGAGCCGCCCCCGAGAUCCUGCAGUGCGCGGUCAUCUGGCGUCGCCGUGCAACGCGACGCUAGGCAGUGCAGCAUGCCUUGCCUUGCCCUGCCAUGCCCUGCCCUGCCAUGCCCUGCCAGGGUCGGGUCAGAUCAGGACGACGAAGGUACUCACUCCGUACGCGUGCGUGGUGCGCACGCACGCCGUACGCACUCGUACUGCGUGUAUCGCGUGCGCUGGUGCUGGUGCUCGUGCCCAUGUUAGGUCGCGCGUGAGGACUGACUGCGGAAUACAUACCUACCUAGUAGUGAGGCGCGCAAGCUCGCUCCGUUGCUUGCUUCUGCCGUGCCGCGGCGUGUCGUGCGUGUGCGCAAUCGGAAUCCAAUCCCAAGUCCAAGUCCAAAUCCAAACCAAUCCGUAAAGGCAGGGCAGGGCGAAUCGCGCUGCUCGUCUGCCCAUGCAUCCAUCUACAUAUCUCCUCCCACAGCAACAGCAACAGCAGCCGACGCGGCUCCCCGCACCCCACACUCCACACCCUAUGCCCAACUGCACUGGCUGGCGUGCACGCGCAGCAACCACCACGACGACGAUCGCGCAUUCGAA
This is a messenger RNA of Aplosporella prunicola CBS 121167, 975 nucleotides long. RefSeq lists its product as uncharacterized. The coding region runs from base 272 to 793 and encodes 173 amino acids. The transcript has a single exon. Lineage: Eukaryota; Fungi; Ascomycota; Dothideomycetes; Botryosphaeriales; Aplosporellaceae. The record is from RefSeq and is a predicted model, not a curated record.